AAGUUUGCGUCAGAUUUGAAAGAAAAAUGUCACUUGUUAUUGUCAUCGUCAAAAGAAGCUUUAACUUGUGAAGAAAACGUUCUGAAGCAAACGUCGGAAAAGUCAGUUGAAGAGGAGUCUUCUAUCGUGACAAACGAUCCAGCAGAACGUAUUGGGGUAAAGCUGAAUGAGUCACAAAAGAAUUUUCUAAUAGCCUUGGGACCUUGUCAGCCGAUUCUUGAAAGUUAUCCAACGAACCAGACAAUCGCUAAAUCGAAACAAAAUUCGUUUACAUCAAAAUGGUACGAAUCAAUGCCUUUUUUGGAAUACAGUCCAACUCUGGAUCGAGCUUUUUGUUUUGCCUGCAGCCUGUUCGGGGAGGGUUCUGGGACAUCAUGUUCAUGGACAAAAGAUGGAGCAAACCGCUGGGAUAAGAUGAAAGGCCGGGGGAAAAGCAAGCAAGGAAAACUGGUACAGCACUUCACUAGUGCAGCUCAUAAAGCAUCGGUUGAUCGGUUCGAUAUUUUUUCAAAAAGAAGUCACCACGUCGAUGUAGCAUUAUCUAAUGCGAGAAAGCAAUUACUUGCCCAAGAAGAGCGGGAACGUCUGCACAAUAGAGAAGUCAUUAAAGUUAUUCUAGAUUGCUGUAGAUACUUGUCAAGACAAGCCCUUGCUUUUCGUGGUGGCGAUGAUGAUCUAAAUGGAAACUUCAGACAAUUAGUAAACCUAUUGUCACGCUGGAUUCCUUUUCUAAAAACCUGGUUGACCACAGUCCAUUUGCGUCCAAACCGUGUCACUUACUUGAGUGGUAAAUCCCAGAAUGAAUUGAUCAACCUUUUAGCAGUUGAAGUGCGCAACAUUUUAACAGAACAAAUACGUUCUUCGGCUGUUUACGCUGUACUUGCUGACACAACACCCGAUGUUGCUCAUGCCGAUCAAAUAUCUUUAAUUAUACGCUAUGCGGACGCAGAGUUUCGCAUCCAAGAACGGCUUCUCAAAAUAUCAGAGAUCUCUUCUAAAACCGGUGAUGGAUUUUCUCAAAAGGUUCUAGCAAUGGUAAGAGAAUUGGGUAUUCCCCAUGCUGGUAUACGUUUUCAGUGCUAUGAUACAACAGCUUCGAUGUCCGGGGUUUACAAUGGGGCACAAGCGAAGUUAAGUGAGCAUUUGGAGCGAAAAAUACCCUACAUUACUUGUCUUGGUCAUAAAACAAAUCUUUGCGUCGAACAUUCCUGUAAAUCUUCCGUUAUGAUCGAAGAGUUUUUUACCACAUUGCAAGAGCUUUAUAACUUCCUAACAAAAAGCACAAGUAGAUUCGGAAAAUUAAAGAGCAAAAUCGAAAGUUUACAGGAAGGGCUCAUCAUGAAGAAUCUUUCGCAGACUCGAUGGAUUGGCAGAGCUGAGUCAAUCAAAGCUGUAUGGGUCAGUUAUGAAACGGUGAUUGGCACUCUUCACGAUAUACACGAGUGUGAUGAAACAGAUGGUGAUGCCAAAAAGACUGCCACAAAUUUAUUAGACAAAUUAAAGUCAUUCGAAUUUUAUGUCAGUCUUUUGUUUAUGAAGAAUGUGCUUUACAAAGCGAAGAUUGUGGUGAUGGAAGUGCAAGAAAUCGAGCAAGAUAUCCUAGCAGGUGUCGAAGUACUACAGCAAACUCGAAACGAAAUGCUUCGCAUGCGCGAAGAUGAUGCGUUGCUAUGGAGGGAAUUAUAUCAGCAGCAACCGAGAAAUGCGAGUCCUAUGGAAUCAAUGUGGAGUACGGAUUUUCAAAACGACACCGACCACGGAGAACACCUGCCCGUUUCGACGAAAAUUUUGCCACUGCUACUGUGCCUAGCUUUAGCCAACACUAUCGGAAAGAAAUGUUUAAGGUAUUAGAUCGUCUUGUAUCGGACAUAAACGAAAUUGAUGAAUAUUUAUCUGAUAUUGUGCUACCUAUAAUUAUUUUGCUUCCAGCAAAUUUACCCAAUUGUUCCAAGCAAGAAGUGGAAAAUUUAUGCGCAGCAUUUCCACAGGACUUCAAAGAUCCAGACGCUAUGUGUGCAGAGAUUAAGUUAAUAUCUUCCGAUAUCGAGAAAAGUGGUGCCAAAAAUCUGAAGGAAGCAGCGAAGUGUGUACUUGGAAAACAACAGUUUUAUCCCAACCUGACGAAAGCGUACCAGCUUGCAUUAACAAUUCCAGUUUCUGUCGCAAGUAAUGAGCGUUCAUUUAGUAAACUAAAACUUGUUAAAAGCUAUUUGCGAUCAACGAUGAAAGAAAACCGUCUUGACGACUUGAUGAUUUUAUCUUCAUCUGUAGAUAUAUUAGACGAACUUGAAUUGGAUAAAGUAGCUAACUCGUGGUCUUUAUAUAAAUCAAGAAUGAUAAAAAUCUAG
Paramuricea clavata is the source of this 2348-nucleotide messenger RNA. The record is from the annotation of a GenBank genome assembly. NCBI's taxonomy places the organism in Eukaryota, Metazoa, Cnidaria, Anthozoa, Malacalcyonacea, Plexauridae.